GAGGCACCACGAUGGCUUCGUAGUAGUGGGAAAGAAUACGAUUAUGAUGAAUUUAAUCAUGAAGUAAACAGUACCAGAAAAACAGGACUUUCGUCUUUGCAAUUGUACUGGGAUCAAUCAUAUGAUUUAAAGGAUCUUUCGCUUUUCCAACUAUACCUGCAUUACAAAUUUGUCAAAGUGAAAUGGGUUAAGUGUAAUAAAGACAAUAUUGUACAUAUAUGGCCCUGGGCUUUCUCUUUGCAAAAUGGUUCACAAUAG
Racocetra persica is the source of this 258-nucleotide messenger RNA. Lineage: Eukaryota; Fungi; Glomeromycota; Glomeromycetes; Diversisporales; Gigasporaceae. The record is from the annotation of a GenBank genome assembly.